This is a messenger RNA of Pteronotus mesoamericanus, 1952 nucleotides long. RefSeq names its product eukaryotic translation initiation factor 2 subunit gamma (gene EIF2S3). The coding region runs from base 40 to 1458 and encodes 472 amino acids. Gene Ontology annotation, cellular component: cytosol; eukaryotic translation initiation factor 2 complex. Lineage: Eukaryota; Metazoa; Chordata; Mammalia; Chiroptera; Mormoopidae. The record is from RefSeq and is a predicted model, not a curated record. Gene Ontology annotation, biological process: formation of translation preinitiation complex. Gene Ontology annotation, molecular function: tRNA binding; GTP binding; translation initiation factor activity. The transcript is spliced from 12 exons.
AGGCUGUUGCCCCGCCGACUUCCUUCCUCUCCAGACAAGAUGGCGGGGGGCGAGGCGGGCGUGACUCUCGGCCAGCCGCAUCUUUCUCGCCAAGAUCUCGCUACCUUGGAUGUUACCAAAUUGACGCCACUUUCACAUGAAGUUAUCAGCAGACAAGCCACAAUUAAUAUAGGUACAAUUGGUCAUGUAGCUCAUGGGAAAUCCACAGUUGUAAAAGCUAUUUCUGGAGUUCACACUGUCAGGUUCAAAAAUGAACUAGAAAGAAAUAUUACAAUCAAGCUUGGAUAUGCUAAUGCUAAGAUUUAUAAACUUGAUGACCCAAGCUGUCCUCGGCCAGAAUGUUACAGAUCCUGUGGAAGUAGUACACCUGAUGAGUUUCCUACAGACAUUCCGGGGACCAAAGGGAACUUCAAAUUAGUCAGACAUGUCUCCUUUGUUGAUUGUCCUGGCCAUGAUAUUUUGAUGGCCACUAUGCUGAACGGUGCAGCAGUGAUGGAUGCAGCUCUUCUGUUGAUAGCUGGUAAUGAGUCUUGUCCUCAGCCUCAGACUUCUGAACACCUGGCUGCUAUAGAAAUCAUGAAACUGAAGCAUAUUUUGAUUCUACAAAAUAAAAUUGAUUUGGUAAAAGAAAGCCAGGCUAAGGAACAGUAUGAACAGAUCCUUGCAUUUGUACAAGGUACAGUAGCAGAAGGAGCUCCUAUUAUUCCAAUUUCUGCUCAGCUGAAAUACAAUAUUGAAGUUGUCUGUGAGUACAUAGUAAAGAAAAUUCCAGUACCCCCAAGAGAUUUCACUUCAGAACCCCGACUUAUUGUUAUUAGGUCCUUUGAUGUCAACAAACCCGGCUGUGAAGUUGAUGACCUUAAGGGUGGUGUGGCUGGUGGUAGUAUUCUUAAAGGAGUGCUAAAGGUGGGCCAGGAGAUAGAAGUCAGACCUGGUAUUGUUUCCAAAGAUAGUGAAGGAAAACUCAUGUGUAAACCAAUCUUUUCCAAAAUUGUGUCACUGUUUGCGGAACAUAAUGAUCUUCAGUAUGCUGCUCCAGGAGGUCUUAUUGGAGUUGGAACAAAAAUCGACCCCACUUUGUGCCGGGCUGACAGAAUGGUGGGACAGGUACUCGGUGCAGUUGGAGCUUUGCCUGAGAUCUUCACAGAAUUGGAAAUCUCCUAUUUCCUGCUUAGACGGCUUUUAGGUGUACGCACCGAAGGAGACAAAAAAGCAGCAAAGGUGCAAAAGUUGUCUAAGAAUGAAGUGCUCAUGGUGAACAUAGGAUCCCUGUCGACUGGAGGAAGAGUCAGUGCAGUCAAGGCCGAUUUGGGCAAAAUCGUUUUGACUAAUCCUGUUUGCACAGAAGUAGGAGAAAAAAUUGCCCUGAGCCGAAGAGUUGAGAAACACUGGCGUUUAAUUGGUUGGGGUCAAAUAAGAAGAGGAGUGACAAUCAAGCCCACAGUAGAUGAUGACUGAAAGAAGAAUUUGGACCAAGUCAAAUUUUCUAUUAACAACCUGAGGGUAUAUUUUCAAAGCAAGGCUGGGGGAUAGAUUUUACCUUAGUAGUUGUUACUCUCAUCUUCUUGGUGAUGAAAAUGUAACCCCCAGUAGUGAAAUAGGGUCUACAAUAAAUGCAAAAAUUAUUGGAUUGAAUCUACCAGAAAUUGAUCACUCCAAAAUCGUGUCUAAUUUAUAUAUCGUUGCAGGUGUGACAUGAAACUGUUUGCUACACCAGCUUUUGCUGUAGCACAUGUACAACCAAACCUGUUUGAAAUAAAACUGUUCUCAUUUUCAUUAUUCAUCAUUGAGUAGCUAUAGGCUUGAAAGUACUUGUUAUAUCAGUAAAAACUUGAAGGUACAAAAUUUUGAAGACCAGCUUCCCUUUGCUUCAUAUUUUAUGUUGCUUUAUCUUUGCAGUUAUGAGUAAAAAGAAAUUCAUAGGUUCAAAUAAAAUUAUCCUUAGAGCAUGA